AUGAAGCCAUCCGCGGAUGUUCUUGAGAUCAUCGCUUGCACCCCUCUAAUCCUUGUGAGCUUUGUUGGAAACAUUUGUUUAUUUUACUCUACAAGGAAAUGUAUCACUGGGCGUUUACAGACAUCCUUUCUUCUAAUUUUCAAUCUUGGAUUCGUCCACCUCAUUAAAAACUCGGUGGUGAAUGUCAUGAAAAUUGUUUAUUCUUCUGGUUUCAUGUUGGAUUCGGCCGGCUGCAAAGUUCUGUACUUCACAGAGGCCCUGACGACGUCCCUGGCCAUCUGGUUCAUGUUACACUUUGCAUUGCUCUACCUCCGGAAGCUCUACCAGACUGUCCACCCCUUGAGUGAGACUCCAAACCCGGACUGUCAGGAGCAUCCCUUGAAGGUGGUUUCUGCACUUUGGGUGGCUGGAGUGGCAGUGUACAUCCCUGUAUUACUUUAUACUAGAAAAUCUGAAUACCUGCGUGCAGGAAAUGAUACAGACCCCUUGUCUACUAACAGGAUUCACAUAGACUGCCUAAUUGACUUUGGAAACAAGCAAGUAGAGUUUUACUAUGGGAAAAUAUUUUUAGUUCUGAUUGAUAUUCUUCCUUUAGCCAUCAUAGUCUUUGUCUGUUUCUGGAUGUCUUUUCUCCUUUUGGAAAGAAAGAAGAUGACAUAUGGUGACAUCUGGAUUGGAGAUGAUGAUUCAGAAACUGAAAUCCUUAGAGGAGCCAAGUUCAGUAUUUUAUUAAUGUGGCUGAUCACUCCACUCUGGAUUUCUCACUUUAUCUUAGUCUAUUUCUUGAAGGACUUGGCAGCCUGUGUCUUUUUUCCAGCUGUUCUCACAGCCCUCUCUUCAGGCUUCUCUGCUCUCAGUCCUUUUCUGCUUAUGCUGGUAAAUUACAAAAUGAAGUUGGUGUCCUUCUGUGGUGCCCAAGAGAAAAAACCCACACCACAGCCUGCAAAUGGUAUUGUUUCUCCAUACGCUUAA
Messenger RNA from Camelus dromedarius (Arabian camel), 972 nucleotides. RefSeq lists its product as uncharacterized. Lineage: Eukaryota; Metazoa; Chordata; Mammalia; Artiodactyla; Camelidae. The transcript has a single exon. The coding region runs from base 1 to 972 and encodes 323 amino acids. The record is from RefSeq and is a predicted model, not a curated record. Gene Ontology annotation, cellular component: membrane.